AUGGCGACUCACGUUAUCACUUCUACUCCGGCCAGCCAGAUCUCCGUCUAUGGCCAGCCAUCACCUACCAACUCCGCCCACAAUUCUGCCACCAAUACUCCCAGCAAUAAUUCCCCCACCUCCCCACGCAUGGCCACCGCCUCGCUGCACCAACUGCCACUGCAGUCGCGCCAGCUGCGUCCUCUCAAGGGUCCGCUCUAUGUCCCAGCCGCGCUGCGCCCAACCGAGCGUCCCCAGAAGUCGUCUCCCAUCACUCCUCCUCGCAGCGUGCACGGCUCCCUCGACAGUCUGAACGAGGACGUCGAACCCAUCAGCCGUCGCUCAACCAUGGAGAGCCAGUCCAGCGGAAUCAGUCAGGACGCUCAGCACGAGUGGCUGAAGACUGAGGAUCUGGGUGAUGUCACCGGUCAACCAACUCGCGAGCACUGGAAAGCUGACUCGGCCUCUUCCAACUGCGACUCCCCUACCUGUCGCUCUUCCUUCGGCAUCUUCCUGCGUCGCCACCACUGUCGUCACUGCGGCCAUGUCUUCUGUGCCUCCCACACUCCCCACCUCGUCCCUCUGGACCAGAACGCCCGCUUCCACCCAGACGGCGUGCCCUCCCGCGCCUGCGAUCUCUGCUGGAGCGCCCACCAGCGCUGGGAGGAGACUCGCUCCAACCGCCUGAGCAAGAUCCAAAGCAACAUGGAUACCCAGGGUGUCUCAGUCCCCGACUCCGAGCACCUGGAGAACCCCGAGCCUGCCCAGUCCGGCGAGGUCGCUGCCUCUGUUCCCCGUGACUGGAACUGGAGCACCUUCUAA
Penicillium salamii is the source of this 801-nucleotide messenger RNA. The record is from the annotation of a GenBank genome assembly. Lineage: Eukaryota; Fungi; Ascomycota; Eurotiomycetes; Eurotiales; Aspergillaceae.